This is a messenger RNA of Schistosoma intercalatum, 306 nucleotides long. The record is from the annotation of a GenBank genome assembly. NCBI's taxonomy places the organism in Eukaryota, Metazoa, Platyhelminthes, Trematoda, Strigeidida, Schistosomatidae.
AUGAAGGGAAAUGAUGAUGAUGAUGAUGAUGAUGAUGAUGAUGCUUUGGAUGAUGAUGAUGAUGAUGAUGAUGAUGAUGAUGAUGAUGAUGAUGAUGAUGAUGAUGAUGAUGAUGAUGAUGAUGAUGAUGAUGAUGAUGAUGAUGAUGAUGAUGAUGAUGAUGAUGCUUUGGAUGAUGAUGAUGAUGAUGAUGAUGAUGAUGAUGAUGAUGAUGAUGAUGAUGAUGAUGAUGAUGAUGAUGAUGAUGAUGAUGAUGAUGAUGAUGAUGAUGAUGAUGAUGAUGAUGAUGAUGAUGAUGAUGAUUGA